Gossypium arboreum is the source of this 2145-nucleotide messenger RNA. RefSeq lists its product as uncharacterized. Bases 145 to 2145 code for a protein of 666 amino acids. NCBI's taxonomy places the organism in Eukaryota, Viridiplantae, Streptophyta, Magnoliopsida, Malvales, Malvaceae. The transcript has a single exon. The record is from RefSeq and is a predicted model, not a curated record.
UGAAAGCAAAGACAGAUUAAAAGCAAUAUACUAAGAUAGUUUUGGAGUCUCUCUCUCUUUCAAAUUUCUACUUUACUUCCAACAUUCAGUUUCUGUUUUUUUGUUCUUCCUACGUCGACGGAAAAAGCCAAAGAGGAAGGAGAGAUGGAGUCACAGAACUAUGGUCACCGACAUCCCUUGCUUCUUCUUUUGAAUGAAGAUCAGCGGAUAGUAGCUAACUGCUCAAGGUGUGGGGAGAAGGUGUCAACUCCAUGUUUUAGCUGUGCCCAGGAUUGUGGUUUUUACCUUCACAAGGUAUGUGCUGAGGCUCCUUUGGAACUUAAUCACCCUUUUCAUCUCGACCAUCCUCUUCUUCUUAUGCAAAAUGCACCUUAUUCAUCUGGAGAGUACAUUUGUGAUUUUUGUGAUAAAGAGGAUGAUAAGUUUGUUUAUCAUUGCUCUUGCGGAUUGGACUUUCAUAUUAAAUGUGCUUUGUUUACAUUUAAUAUUGCUGAGAAUAAUUUGAAAGAGCUUGAGCAUGUUGCCCUUCUACUUCCUUCGAUUUCCACUGAAUAUGGUGAUUAUCUUGGUAAGUGCUUUGGGUGUUGGGAUUCAUUAACAAAUUAUACACACUUUUCUCCUGACUGUGGUUUUAAUUUACAUGAAAAAUGCGCUGAGCUUCCUUUCAAACUGAAUCAUGCGUGCCAUCGCAAGCAUCCUCUUGUUCUACAAUUUAAUAGCCAACGGCUCUCUUGCAAGAUAUGCCAAGUAACAAGGACAAGAAGGGGAAGUGGAUUUGUUUAUGGUUGUUCUCCUUGUAACUUUGUUGUUCACAUUGAUUGUGGAUCACAAUCACUAUUACAAGUUAUUGAGAGUACAAAUCAUAAACAUCCAUUCACUUUAUUUUUGAGACAAGUUCCAUUCACUUGUGAUGCGUGUGGCACUGAAGGAAAUCAUGUUGCCUAUACAUGUGGUACAUGCAACAUUAUAAUCCAUAAAAAUUGCAGUUCAUUGCCUCGCAUUAUCAAAAGUAAGUGGCAUGACCAUCGCCUUCUUCAUACAUAUUUCCAUGACAUAGAAGAUUUUAGGGUUUUGGAUUGCAUGAUAUGCCAUGAUGAAGUCAAUACAGAGCAUGGUAGUUACGAUUGUUCAAAGUGCAAUGUUAUAUUCCAUGUGAAGUGUGCAUUGAAGGAUAAAUAUUCAUAUUCAAUAGUUUCACUAGAAAAUGAAGAUGAGAUGCCCAAUGAAAGUUCCAUCAGUGUUAUUGAGAGGAACGAUGCUGGAGAAGCUACAAAAAUAAAGCAUUUCAAGCAUAAGCAUAAUCUAAUGUUAGGUCCCUUUGUUGGAGGAUAUGAAAAUAGUUGCGAUGGGUGUAUGUUGCCAAUCUCGGAUCCAUUUUACUACUGUUCAGAAUGUGAUUUUUUUCUUCAUAAAGCAUGUGCCGAGUUACCUAGGAUGAAGAAUGUUUGGCAUCAUUAUUGCCAAAAGCCUCUCACCCUUAUUUCAGACAAGGUUUUUAAGUGUGCAGAAUGUUGGGACAUAUCUAAUGCCUUUGCUUAUGAAUGUUGUGGAUGUAAGCGAAAAAUAUGUCUCCGAUGUGUGAUUGCUCUUACUCCUGGUUCUCGAACAUGUUUGAAACAUGAACACCCCCUCUUUUACUACAUAAAGCGCAAUGGGAAAUGCAAUGCUUGUGGUUAUACAAGUGGAGAUGAGGCAUUUCGUUGUAAGGAUUGCAACUUUGUGCUACAUCGUGGAUGUUUUUCACUUCCAAUUACAGCUCGUCACAUUUGUGACGAGCAUCUUCUUUCACUCACUGAUCAUGAUGAUAACAGUUAUUCAAAAAGUCAUUAUUGUGAUAUCUGUGAAGAAAGUCAAGAUCCAAAUCGUUGGUUUUAUCAUUGUGCAAUAUGCGAUACUUCUGCUCAUGUUGAUUGUGUUCUUGGAAAAUAUCCAUUCCUCAAACUCGGGAGCAUCUAUGAAGAAACAGGUCAUCCACACCCACUCACCAUUGUGAAGAAGAAGUAUUACUACCCUGAUUGUGAUAAAUGCAGUAAGCCUUGUGAAGGUGUGGCUCUUGAAUGCUCAAAGUCGGAGUGCAAAUAUAUUGUCCAUUGGAAUUGUGUAGCACCCUAUUCUCUACAGUGUUCCUUGUGGUGGGGCAUGUAG